Molecule: messenger RNA, 732 nt
Organism: Phycomyces blakesleeanus NRRL 1555(-)
Lineage: Eukaryota; Fungi; Mucoromycota; Mucoromycetes; Mucorales; Phycomycetaceae
Exons: 4
Coding region: 1-597 (198 amino acids)
Biological process (GO): L-histidine biosynthetic process
Molecular function (GO): imidazoleglycerol-phosphate dehydratase activity
Source: RefSeq, a predicted model, not a curated record
AUGACUGAAGCACGCACAGCCACUGUAAACAGAAAGACAAAUGAAACUGACAUUAAAUUGUCCAUCAACCUCGACUCAAAGUUCGAUCAACGCAUUGAAAUCAACACCGGGAUUGGAUUCCUCGACCAUAUGUACCAUGCUCUCGCAAAGCAUGGAGGAUGGUCUCUUAACUUGACCUGCAAUGGUGAUCUGCACAUUGAUGAUCACCACACUGCUGAAGAUACUGCCAUUGCUCUUGGAAUGGCAUUUAAGCAGGCAUUGGGUACUCCCAGAGGUAUCAAACGCUUUGGAUCAGCCUAUUGUCCCUUGGAUGAGGCUCUUGCCCGCUCCGUCGUUGACAUCUCUGGUCGACCGUUCGCUGAUAUCAACCUUGGUUUGAAGCGUGAGAUGAUAGGUACCAUGUCUACUGAAAUGCUCCCUCAUGUUUUGGUGUCUUUUGCUUUUGGUGCUGGUAUCACCCUUCAUGUUGAUGUUCUCAAGGGAACCAACGACCAUCACAGAGCUGAGUCUGCUUUCAAGUCUUUGGCUGUUGCUAUCCGUACUGCUGUGGAAAGAACUGGUACAGAUGAUGUCCCCAGUACUAAGGGCGUUCUGUAAAUAUAGAAGCCAAGAGAGAGAGAUAGAAAAAAAAAGCAUGCUUCUUAAUUUAUAUAUAUUCCUUGCAAUAAUUCCCCUUGACACACUAGUGAACAAUUAAAUAAAACUUCAUAGAAUAUUAUGCGCACACAGACA